CACUCCUCAUUUGGUCAUCGUCGCCGCUCUUGAAUUUACGUUGGUUCUUAUGCUAUCCCAGCGUUCAGCACGCAGUAACCGUUGCUGCAUGUUGCUGCUUCAGUUUGUCUACGUCGUUUGUGCUCUUUCUGGGACAAAGUACGGCGCGUUCCGCAAGCAGCGGACUUGCGGGACGCAUUCUGUGACUGGUGAACUCGCUACAGUUUUAGUUCUCACAACGCCGGGUCACGGAACAAGAUGCCCACGCGUGCGCUACUCACGAUUUGCGUUGGUGUGCGGAAAGGCCUUCUGUUUGAGCAGUCAAAGUCGUCGGUACGCUGAUCUGAGCCAAAAACAGGCUUCAUCGGGUGGAGCUGACUCCGGCUUGUCCGCGGCGACGGCGGCCUCCAAGCCUUCGGCUUCCUCAUCGGUAUCUUCUGGCGCCGCCGUGUCGUCCGCCCCAUCGUCGUCGUCGUCGGCGUCGUCUUCGUCUUCUCCGCAGAAUUCCUGGGUGCUGGAAGAGAUACGAGGCAUGAUGCAUGGCUUUGGCGACAGCCGCGAACCGCUUCCCGAGUCGGUUAAACUGGUGGAAGACAUCGUGACGCAGCAGAUCAAGUGUGUGUUUCAUCGGGCGGCCGAGGUAGCCACGCUUCGCGGCUCCAAAUCCGUGGCCAUCGAGGACAUCCUUUUCCUCAUGCGGAAGGACAAGGACAAACUGGGCCGCUUAGUUCGCUACCUGGAGCUGAAGUCCAUGCAGGGCUACAUUUACUCCAAGCUUCCUACAGAUGACGAUGAAGCUGCAGCAGUAGCUCUCGCUUCUGCGGAGUCAGCUGUGGCAGAUGUAAAAGCAGACGGUGCACCUCUGUUCAAGCGGACAAAGAUUUGCCGGGACUUCAUUUCAUUUAUUGAUCAAACAGGGGAGCUGGCAGACGUGUUCAACGAGUCUACAUUUGAUGAAGUCAGGCACGAAAGAGAAGUGAGAUUAGAGGCACACACGAGAACCAUGGACCAAACGCAAUACAUGGAGUACUGCGAAGCCAGAGCGUCAUCUUUUUGUAGGAAAAGCAAGACGGCACAGUUUCGAGAAUGGCUAAUGAAGGACAUUGAGAGCGACCUGAAACUAUCUCCUACUGUCUUGGACAUCUUCAGUUACUUGGCCUAUGAAACUGUAGCUCAGAUUGUAGAUUUAGCACUGCUGAUAAAGAAGGAAUCUAAGCAUGACCCGAGUGACCCUCUGUCUUGGUCGAUGCCUCCUUUGGUUGGAAACCCCGGGUUCCCCUCUACCCAGCUUUUUAGCUUCCAGGACAAGCCAUGGCUACAGAGUGGCGAUGGUACAACAUCAAAGAGUGGUGAAGGUAACAAAAAAGCCUUACUUCCAUCUGAGUGUAUCACGCCAGGUGAGAUCAGAGAAGCCAUGCAUAGAUAUAUGACUCGACGAGGGCCCAUGGCCUCCUUUGCAAAAUCCCAAAUUCAAGGAUCUUGCAAGCAUCUUCUUUGUUGCUAAGUUCAUUCUCAGGGUAGAAACAUUUGUCUGCAUUUCAAGAAUGCUGCUCAAACUGUCACCCCUUCUGCUCUUCACAAGGGUGUCGGACAUGCGGCGAGCCUUCACGACGUUUGGGCCAAGUGGAGGCAUGCGUUCUGUCGGGCUGCUUUCGCUUGACAAGGACUCAUUGAGAAGAAGAUCAUUCGCGGCAUUAAACCUGAGCCUAAGUCGGCUCUGCUGCGAGUCCAUCGAAAGUCGGCGAGCUGCUCGUGGUCUCUUGGUGGUGUUCUUGACAAAUGUGCCACUGAGGUCAAUGUCUCUGAGACGAGACAGCAGCCGUUCCUUUUUUUCUUGGUCCAUGCCCUGCAAAGUAAUUCAUGCAUCUAUUAUGUGUCCGUCUCAUCUGCAGUAAAUGACGCAGGUAGUAUUUUGAAAAGCUGUGUGCUUUACCUGCACUUUUUCAACGUCAGUUAAGUCUGGAGAUCUAUUUAUAUUUAUACACUUUGAAUGAUUAAACUUUGAAGUGAUUGACUGCAGUGAAAUCAGCAUGAAUAUGCUUAGCAACUUGUAUGACAUGCCUAAAUUGUUUAGCAUUUCGACACGUCAACCAACAAGUCGACGUCUUCAAUUUUAUGCCAGUAGCUAGCAAAAACUAGCUUAACUCAUUGAGGUAGAACAAGCAGUGGGAAAGGAGCAUUAUAAGCGGAAAACCUCACAGUGCAAACUUCUGUAUACCAUAACCUUGGAAGAAAUGCUGUUAUGCCAUGACAGUUUGUUUGUCUAAUGAUCUAGUAUGUCUUGUCAGUUUAUGGUUAGUUUGCUCUCUGAGUAUUCAUCAAAAUAAAGUGUCUUGUUUUAUGGAA
Messenger RNA from Dermacentor silvarum, 2325 nucleotides. Its product is annotated as transcription initiation protein SPT3 homolog. Lineage: Eukaryota; Metazoa; Arthropoda; Arachnida; Ixodida; Ixodidae. Gene Ontology annotation, molecular function: transcription coactivator activity; protein heterodimerization activity. The record is from RefSeq and is a predicted model, not a curated record. Bases 50 to 1483 code for a protein of 477 amino acids. Gene Ontology annotation, biological process: transcription by RNA polymerase II. The transcript has 12 exons.